Messenger RNA from Notechis scutatus (mainland tiger snake), 2363 nucleotides. RefSeq names its product low density lipoprotein receptor class A domain containing 3 (gene LDLRAD3). Lineage: Eukaryota; Metazoa; Chordata; Lepidosauria; Squamata; Elapidae. Gene Ontology annotation, biological process: receptor-mediated endocytosis. The record is from RefSeq and is a predicted model, not a curated record. Gene Ontology annotation, molecular function: protein binding. Gene Ontology annotation, cellular component: plasma membrane.
GCGUUCGGGAGGGUGCACGCGAGGGAGCGAACGAGAAGGCAGGCGGCAGGCUGGGCGUGAGGGUCCGGCUGGCUGGAAGGGAGCCUCCCCCUGACCCUCCUCCGUCUCCUCCUCCUCUUCCCACCACCACCACAGCAGUCUGGGCCUGGGCCGAGAGGCGGAGGCUUUCGGGAGAGCCCCCCCAAAGUUUGCAGAGCGGCUGUUGCGCUGGCGGCAAUGUGGCUGCUAUGGCUGUUCCUGGGCUCGGCGGAAAGCCAACUCCAACUGCCUUGGAAUAAUUUCACAAAUGAAUGUAAUAUUCCUGGAAAUUUCAUGUGCAGUAAUGGACGCUGUAUCCCAGGAGCCUGGCAAUGUGAUGGGCUGCCGGACUGCUUUGAUGAAAGUGAUGAGAAGGAAUGCCCAAAAGCAAAAUCUAAAUGUGGGUCCACCUUCUUCCCAUGUUCCAGUGGGAUUCAUUGUAUCAUUGGCCGUUUCCGAUGCAAUGGUUUUGAGGAUUGUCCUGAUGGCAGUGAUGAAGAAAAUUGUACAGCAAAUCCUUUGCUGUGUUCUACUGACCGAUUUCACUGUAGGAAUGGCCUGUGCAUUGAUAAAAGCUUUAUGUGCGACAACCAAAAUAACUGCCAGGACAACAGCGAUGAAGAAAGCUGUGGAAAUUUUCAUGAAAUUGACAGUAAUCAGAAUUAUGUGACAACAGAGCCUCAGCUGAUCUUCUAUCCCAGCGUUACCUAUGCAAUCAUUGGCAGCUCUGCUAUUUUUGUGUUGGUGGUGGCCCUCCUGGCCCUAAUUUUGCACCAUCAGCGAAAACGCAACAACCUCAUGACACUUCCUGUACAUCGACUGCAGCAUCCUGUCCUCUUGUCUCGUCUCGUCGUCCUUGAUCAUCCUCAUCAGUGCAAUGUCACUUAUAAUGUUAACAAUGGGAUCCAGUAUAUGUCUACCCAGGGAUAUCAUAGACCUCCAGAUUUAGAUUCACCACCAUCUUAUUCAGAAGCUGUGCUAGAUCAAAGCAGACCCCCCUGGUUUGAUCUUCCUCCGCCUCCAUAUUACUCAGAAACAGGAUCCCGGAAUCACUUAGAUCUUCCUCCAUAUCGUUCUCGAACUGGAAGUGUGGUAAGCACAGAUGCUUCAGAGGCCAGAGGUCCAGACAUUUUGGAAAGCAGUCCAUCAAGAAACCUUUUUACCAAUAUGGGACAUCACAGUACACUGUGUGAAAUUACAGCCGAGCAAAGUGACUCUCUGAUCAAUUCAGUUUCUGUCUGAAAACUGUAAACAAUUAUUUAUGCACAUUUUUAUGGAUGUCUGCUUGAACUUGUACUGAGAUUAAGAAGUCCCAAAUCUUUUGGCCUUUUUCUACUCGAUGAUUGCAAGUGUUUUUGUGAAAGGAACAAGAGCUAUAUGCAUUGCCAUUAAACAACUUCCCUCAAUCGUUUCAAGGGAGAAUGAGCAAGAAAAGGUGCCAGUGGCCUCAGUCAUGCUAGAUUUAACUACUGAAUUAUGAAGGUUGAAGCACUUGAGAACAACAGUUCAUUGUCACUUCCUCUCUGUCAUAACAUGCUGUUAAAGCAUAUCGGGUAUUUACUAGAAUUCAUGUACUGAAAUCAAACUUAUGUACAUACACACGUGUCUCAAGACAUGCCUGUGUUUCAAAUGAACUUUAUUGCUUUUUAAAAAAAUUCUUAUUUAUGAUUGUAAGAAUGUAUAUAAAAAUAAUAGUAAAUGAGACUUGCAUUCAUGCAAGUAUUGAACUGUAUUGCUGAUGGCAUCUGGAAGUCCACUUCUUUCAAUAGAAAAAUAAAAUUCUGAAGGGUCAUCGGAAAUAUCAUCUGUACAGUUUGACCUAUGUUGUGUUUAAAUCACAAGCUCUGCUAUGGAGUAAACUAUUAUUACUUCAGUAAGAAAAAAUAAUAUAUUUUUUGAUGGACAGGGUUAAAAGGAUUUUAAGCCACCUAAACAUUAAUGGAAUUUGAGCUGACACUACUGACUAGGAGACAAAUCUUAGAGUCAUGGUGGGUGGUUCAGUGAAGAUACCAACUAGGUAUGCAGCUGCUGUUACAAAAGAAAAUUAAAUGAAAAGGAAUUCUGUCUUUGGAAUCAUUAGAAAGGGAAUUGACAUAGAAUUGUUGAUACUAAUGUCCUUAUAUGCUGUAUAUCCAUGUUGUGGUUACACUUAGAGUAUUGUUUGUGGUUCUGCUCACCCAACAUAUGAAACCAAUACAGAGCUAUAAAAGGUACAAAAUGGACAAUAGAAAUGAUUUGGGAGUGGAAUUGCUUCCCAGCAAGAAGAAACUAUAGCUUGAAAUGAAGGAGGGUAAAGGAAACAGAAUAGAAGUCCACAAAAUCAUUCACAAUAUAGGUAAGUGAUC